This is a messenger RNA of Hyaena hyaena (striped hyena), 3773 nucleotides long. It is a transcript of the gene SEPTIN3, whose product is annotated as septin 3. Gene Ontology annotation, biological process: cytoskeleton-dependent cytokinesis. The transcript is spliced from 13 exons. NCBI's taxonomy places the organism in Eukaryota, Metazoa, Chordata, Mammalia, Carnivora, Hyaenidae. Gene Ontology annotation, molecular function: molecular adaptor activity; GTPase activity; GTP binding. Gene Ontology annotation, cellular component: cell division site; microtubule cytoskeleton; neuron projection. The coding region runs from base 79 to 2502 and encodes 807 amino acids. The record is from RefSeq and is a predicted model, not a curated record.
AGCAGGUGACGAGGCGGAGAUUACAGGAGAUGCCAGAAGAACGCUUAGCCUAAUUCCUGGCUCAGGGGGGAGACCUGGAUGGAUCACAACUUUGAGCUGCAGCAGCAUGGAGCCCCCAGCCCUGGAACCUCUGUCUCCCGCAGCCACCUGCUGGGGCGCCCUGCCCGCUCCUCAAAGCUCCCUGGAGGGGUGUCACCCCUCAUCCCUGUCCUCAGGAAAACCAUCCGUCUGGAUGCCUUCCCUCAAAGCCACAUCCCACAGGCUCCCAACCGACCCAGCCUUGGGGCCAGGGCCCAGAGUGUGCCCCCGCUGGAGACCACGCCCCGGAAGCUCAGCUCCAUCUCCUUAACACUCCGUCAGAACAGCCAGGCAUGGCCGGUGCGCCCCCCGUCUUCUCACUGGGGAGAGCUGCCCACCUCGGGCAGGGAGGCUGCCACCCACGGAGGAGGGAGGCUGCCCCCCCCAGGCUCACGAUCUAUUUCCCUAGUGCCAGUGGGCAGAGUCCACUCUGAGGGCCCAGGGAACCCAGGAUUGGCCAAACCCAGCAGGAUGCCCACAGUGGAGAAGCCUCUGGUGAGCUCCUACCUGGCCCUGCCAUUUCAAUCCCGGUUAGUCCAGAAAACACCAGGCCCUGCAGGGCCAGGCUCAAUAGGUCAGAAACACCCUGUCCCAGCGACUGCCCACAUGACUGCCAGAACUUCUCCAGGAAGAGGCAAGCCCCGGUUCAGGGGUAUCCCGAGACCCCGGCUGCAUCUCCAAAGGGCCGCCUCCACCACAACUCCUGCGACAGCCAUGGAUUUGGCUCCUCUGGACACAACCAGGCCAGGCACAGCCAGACAUGUAGCCACAAUGGCCACCAACAGACCUAACCUGACUAUCAAUCCGGCCACGUCACGCAUACCCGCACUGGAUACAGGCACAGAAUCCCCUGCUCUGGACACCAAGCCGGGCACAGCCAUGGACUUUGGUACAGAAGGCACAAGCAACUUGGCCAUGGUCAUGGAUUUUGUAACUCCAGACCCAGAGAAACUGGGCAAAGCCAUAGCUACAGCGGGCACAGCCCCAUCAGCUAUAACCACAAGGGGUACAGCUAUGGAAUUGGUGGCACCAGGCACAGUCAAGCUGGGCACCGCCAGGACAGAUGCAGCCAUGGCCUUGGCUAGAGCAAAUACAGCCAAGCUAGACAUAACUACGGAUGCUUUUCCUUUGGACACAAGCAAGCUGGGCACAGCCAUGGGGGAGACCACACUGGACAGAGUCAUUAGCCUGACCACAUCAGCCACCUACCCACUGAUGCCAAGCACAGAGCCAGCUCUGGACCAUGCUACUGCGGAUGCUGUGACAGACGGGACCGCAGAGCCCAUCGUGCGGGACCUAGCCAGAGAAACCGAAGGGCUCCCAGAGGCCAGGACGGACGCAGCCAUGUCAGAGCUGGUGCCUGAGCCCAGGCCUAAGCCGGCAGUGCCCAUGAAGCCCGUUAGCAUCAACUCAAACCUGCUGGGCUACAUCGGCAUCGACACCAUCAUCGAGCAGAUGCGCAAGAAGACCAUGAAGACUGGCUUCGACUUCAACAUCAUGGUGGUCGGUCAGAGCGGACUGGGCAAGUCAACGCUGGUCAACACGCUCUUCAAAUCCCAGGUGAGCCGCAAGGCCUCCAGCUGGAACCGAGAGGAGAAGAUUCCCAAGACUGUGGAGAUCAAAGCUAUUGGACACGUGAUAGAGGAAGGCGGGGUCAAAAUGAAGCUGACGGUCAUUGACACCCCGGGCUUUGGAGACCAGAUCAACAAUGAAAACUGCUGGGAGCCCAUCGAGAAGUACAUCAAUGAACAGUAUGAGAAGUUCCUGAAGGAGGAGGUCAACAUUGCCAGGAAGAAACGCAUCCCCGACACCCGUGUCCACUGCUGCCUCUACUUCAUCUCCCCCACAGGACACUCCUUGCGACCUCUCGAUCUGGAGUUCAUGAAACACCUCAGCAAAGUUGUGAACAUCAUCCCUGUCAUUGCUAAGGCUGACACCAUGACCCUGGAGGAGAAGUCUGAAUUCAAGCAAAGGGUUCGAAAGGAGCUUGAAGUAAAUGGCAUUGAGUUCUAUCCACAGAAGGAAUUUGAUGAGGAUUUGGAGGACAAGACGGAGAAUGACAAGAUCCGGCAGGAGAGCAUGCCUUUCGCUGUGGUGGGUAGCGACAAGGAGUACCAAGUGAAUGGCAAGCGGGUCCUCGGCAGAAAAACUCCCUGGGGGAUCAUCGAAGUGGAAAACCUCAACCACUGUGAGUUCGCCCUGCUUCGAGACUUUGUCAUCAGGACCCACCUCCAGGACCUCAAGGAAGUGACACACAACAUCCACUAUGAGACCUACAGGGCCAAGCGGCUCAAUGACAACGGAGGCCUCCCUCCGGUGCUAGGAAAACACAGACCAAGAUUCGGUGGACCAGGAGAAAGAGGGAGAAGGCCUCCUGGGCACUGUCCUUCCACCCGUGCCGGCCACCCCCUGCCCCACUGCUGAAUGAAGGCCAUUUCAAGUGCUGCUUCUCCCUCCAUCCCUCCCAGCUGUUAUUGCUGCAGGGCCGUGGCCUUUUUAGUGCCAUGCUUGCCCAGCCCACCACCACAGCCCCCCCUCAGCUCUCAGCAGGUUGGAGGGGCCAAGCUGCCUCUUUAGGGCAGUUGCUUCCUCCGUUUGUCCAAACCACCCCUCUCCUCCCAGUGGAAUGGAGCUCUCGCCAGCACUGCCCUCCUCCAUCGUCCGGUCCCAGCCCAUCCGUAGGGUGAAAGAACUCAUCAGGAGCUCCUUCUGCCCUUGCAAACCCGUACCAGCUACUUGCAGCCAUCUCCAAGGGCAAUGGCUUUGCUCCCUGCCCAUUCAUCUGCAUGAGCUCCUCUUGGCUUCCUUCAAGGGUCAAGGAAGCGACUUUUCUGCUUGUCAGGUUUGUUGACGUCAGCUGUGUGAGCCCCAGUGUGGGGCAAGGGUGUCUCCUUCAUUGCUUAACGCUUAUUUAUAAUGAUGGGUCACUAUAGAUGUGGGGGAGCAAGGGCUAGGGUCGCUUAAAAAAAAUCACCACUUGUGGCUGGCCCAGAGUGCAGUUUCAGGCACACACACACACACCCUUACCCCCAUAACACAGCCACUUAGGAAGAGUAGUUUUCCUGAAGAGACUUUUCUGGAAUUGACUUCCUUAUCCUCAAACUUAAAAAGAACUUAACAGACACAAAACUCCAGAACCCCAUGGGAUGGGAAUUCUAGGGAGGGGAAAAAAAAAAAGCACCCUUCUGUCCACCUAGCAAUAAGAGGAAUCUCUUUCCCAUCUACCCUGACUACUCCUACCCCCGCCUCCACCCUGUUAAUGUGAGUAAUGAAUUAGCCUGGCCACAGUUGGUCACUGUAGGCUAGUGGAAAAUGCCCACUGGGGGGCAAAGCCCCCCAUCAGAUGCAUGAAUGUUUGCGAAUGUUGGCCGCCACUGCCCCACAUACUGUGUCUUUAUGGGAUCUCCCUCCCCCCGGCCACCCACCCCUACCAUCUCCACCUGGACACUACUUUCUCAAAGGCUGGUGACCUGUGGGCCAUUCAUCUACAACUAAGUCCUGAUGGAGCAAAAGGCCCAAGCCUAGGGGAUGCAAGAACGACCCAUUCCUUAAAUGUUACCAGUCCCAGCCAGCCUUUUGGCGACAUUAUGGUUAAAUUCCCCCAAUUGAAAAUAAGCCAACAGACACUCAAACUGGUUGUGUAAAUGUUGCUAGACUUUGUGUUGUACAACUAAACAUUGCUGUUUGAACAAUAA